Messenger RNA from Pelobates cultripes (western spadefoot toad), 1162 nucleotides. The record is from the annotation of a GenBank genome assembly. NCBI's taxonomy places the organism in Eukaryota, Metazoa, Chordata, Amphibia, Anura, Pelobatidae.
AUGUACUUUGAAACUGACCCUCUGUUCUUCGUUGAGCAAGGACAUGGACCCAAGAACUGUGCUAAGCUGUGUAGGUCUCUCCUGCUCCACAGAAGCCACCAAUUUGUGAUCGGCUGUCCUCUUCAGAACGUGGCAGGCCACCAUAUUAGGUAAGUAUUCACAGGCCUAGUUGAGAAACUGCAGGUGGUAGUGCCAGGAUUACCUGCGAAGGGAUGGGGGCAGUGAACUCUGUGAAGGUGUCUACCUCUAAUGAAAUAUAAGAUGGAUCGGCCACCUCCCUCUCCUCCUUGCUGUCUUGUAGGCAGUGAGGCUACCUCAGCAGAGAGCUGCCAAAAGUGAUCAGAGUAUUCUUCAAAGUGCUAUAUUAAAGAGCUCACCAUAUUGUGGAGUAGCAAUAAGGAGAGUUGUUGUGAGAAAUUCAGGCAAAGUCCAGUCAAUUAGUUAAAAAAGUGUUUUUUCUCACAGAGCUCACAUGUUGUGUGUCUUAAUUGCACCCCCCCUGCCCUCCUCUUGGCUCUUAUUUUUUCUGUUUUUCUAAUGUUUUUUUAAAGGUGCAUUAAAGAUUAAAUAGAGACACAAUCUUUUUUAUAAUUAGCUUAACUAUAUUGGUAAAAAAAUAUAUUUAAUAAUAAACCAUUGAGAUACUUCUAGUCUUAGUUUGACACAAUAUUUUAAAUGCAUUAUAACGAUAAUGAAAUAAAAUAUAUUGUCAACAUAUUUAAUUAGUUUCAUUAAUAAUAUUACAAUGUUAAAGAAAUAAAGUUGCAUUACUUUGAAUUUGUCCUUUAGAAUACAACUUUCAGGAGCCACUCAUUCUGGUCUUGCCAGCAGAGAAUUAUGGGAUAAGUAGUUUUUCCCCAAACAGCAAAACUGAUAACACAAUGUUUCCCUGAAUCUUAGGCAUUAUGCACCUCUCCUUCUCCUGGGCAUGUGCAUCAUGAUCACAAUGUCAGAAAAGGUCUGUGUUUCUGUUCCAGGUUGUUCCAAGGCCGGGUGAUUGGAGGGGUGUAUAACAUCAGUAACAAAGGCCCGUAAUGGAACUGGUCCUAGUGACCCUGUUUUAUUGUAGUGUCCUGUGGUCACACAAGCUGACCGUGAAGACCCUGCAGUCCUCCAUUUAUCCAAGACCACCAAUACUGAAGAAAGUGACCUGUUAAGGUGA